AUGCCCCACAGUAAACCCACACCUACCCACGGUGGGCCGCGCAGGCAUGUUCGCUGGGUAGUGGCUGAACUGUCUGGACGGCACAAUGGCGCUGCCUGCUCACUUCCUGUCACAGAAGGGUUCUCUGUCCUGCAUGAGGUGAUUAAAGUGGAUGGUGUUAUUGAGGGUUUAGAGCCAGUUGCCUCAUGCAUGGCAGAGAAGCACUUCCAUGUGGCAGCGGCGUCUCCUCCUCCCUCUUCGGAUUUCUGCAGCACCACUAGACUGGAUUUCUGCAACAGCGGCACCAACAAGAGACCUGCGCUGGAGACUCGAGAAAAGAUGAGCCAGAGGACAAGAGCUAAGGCUGAAGCUGAGGCUCAGGAACUGAUGGCCAGUUUCUUCGAGGAUCUUGAAGCAAAUGACAAACAACUGAGAGAACAGAUCCGCACUAAGGCCGUUAGGGUACUGAUGGGGAUUUUCAUCUACGACCCUGAGACCAAUGACCCCUCAAUCAAGGUCCUGAAAGAGGUGGAUGCUGGAGCAGAGGAAGAGGAUGAAGCCAUCAGUCAGGUCUUGGAUGAGGAAGAGGGAACAAUCGACCUGCCACUGGAAGCUGAAGCUGAAGCUGAUGCCGAGGUUGAAGCUCAGGUUGAUGCUGAUGAAAAAGCAAAGCCAGAAGACGCUGAAAUACAGAACAGCACAUCUCUGGAAGAAGACGAGGCUGAAGCAGAGAGUAAAGCUGUUGCUGAAGCUGCUGUUGAAGAUAAGGUUGAAGCUGAUGCUGAAGCUGAGUCUAAAGCUGAGAUUGAAACUGAAUCUGAAGCCAAGGCUGGGGUUGAAACUGAAGCUGAGGUUGAAGCUGAAGCUGAGGAUGAGGCUGAGACUGAAGCUGAGUUUGAGGCUGAGGCUGAAGCUGAGGUUGAAGCUGAGUUUGAGGCUGAGGCUGAAGCUGAAGCUGAGGUUGAGGCUGAAGCUGAGGAUGAGGCUGAGACUGAAGCUGAGUUUGAGGCUGAGGCUGAAGCUGAGGUUGAAGCUGAGUUUGAGGCUGAGGCUGAAGCUGAGGUUGAAGCUAAUCCUGAGGAUGAAGCUGAGGUUGAAGCCGACCGUCAAAAAGGAAAGGAAGAAGACACUGAAACAGAGAACAGCACAUCUCUGGCUGAAGCUGAAGCUGUAGUUGAUGCUGAACCUGAAGCUGUAGUGGAGGCUGAAGCUGAACCUGAAGCUGUAGUGGAGGCUGAAGCUGACGCUGAACCUGAGGUUGAAGCUGAACCUGAAGCUGUAGUGGAGGCUGAAGCUGACGCUCAACCUGAAGCUGAGGUUGAAGCUGAAGCUGAAGCUGAAGCUGAACCUGAACCUGAAGCUGUAGUGGAGGCUGAAGCUGACGCUCAACCUGAAGCUGAGGUUGAAGCUGAAGCUGAACCUGAAGCUGAACCUGAAGCUGAAGCUGUAGUUGACGCUGAACCUGAGGCUGAACCUGAAGCUGAAGCUGCAGCUGCUGCUGAAGAAAGAAAGCCAGAAGACAGUGAAACAGAGAACAGCACAUCUCUGGUAAACACCAACGAGACGGACGAGCCUGCUGAAAGCACCAGGAAAGGAGACGAGAAAAAGAAAAGGACCAGGAGAGGAACACGAGGCAGGGGAAGAAAGAUCAAUUACAGAAAGUUCCAGGACAACAAAGCAGAAACAGAGAAGCUGAAAGAGGUGGAUGAUGGAGCGGAGGCUGAAGCCAUCAGUGAACUGAUGAACGUCCUCCUGGAUGAGACGGAGGAAUCCAAUGGCCAGUCUCUGGCAGGAGAAAGUGGGGAGAUCGUGAUGAGUGCCGACGCUGAAGCUGAGGCUGAAGCCUUUAAUGAUUUCCUGACCGUCCUCCUGGAGGAGAUAAGCGACGAGAUCAACCUGCCUCUGGGGAUGCUGAAAGAGGUGGAUGAUGGGGCGGAGGCUGAAGCCAUCAACCAGCUCCUGAACGUCCUCCUGGAUCAGUCAGGGGAAAUGAUCGACCUGCCUCUGGCAGGAGAAAGUGGGGAGAUCGUGAUGAGUGCCGACGCUGAAGCUGAGGCUGAAGCCUUUAAUGAUUUCCUGACCGUCCUCCUGGAGGAGAUAAGCGACGAGAUCAACCUGCCUCUGGAAGAAGUUAAGGCUAAAGCUGUUGUUGAAGCUGAAGCUGAAGUUGAGGCUGAAGGUGAAGCUGAAGUUGAGGCAGAAGCUGAAGGUGAACCUGAAGGAGUUGUUGAAGAAGGAAAGCUGGACGACACUGAAACAGAGAACAGCACAUGUCUGGAGAGCAAUAAUACAGAGAAGCCUGAAAACACCGGGAAUGGAAAUGAGAAAAAGAAAAGGAGCAGGAGAGGAACACGAGGCAAAGGAAGGAAGAUCAAUUACAGAAAGUUCCAGGACAAUAAAGCAGGACGAUCUGCAGCUGAGGUCGUAGAAAGACCACCAGAAGAUGCAGAAACAGAGAACAGCACACCUCUGGACAAACCCAUGGUGAAGGCGGAUGAAGAAUCUGAGCCUAAAGAGGAAAUCCAACUCCCUGAGACGGAGACCGUUAACGAGCAGCUCCUGAAUGAAGUAAAGGCAAAGAAGAAGGUCAGGAGAGGAACACGAGGAAGAGGGAGAAAAAUCAACUACAAGAAAGUUGAGGACAAAGAAGCUGAACAGAAUGGAGGGAGGAAAGAGCUGACUGACGCCAAAGCAUCAAGAGACCAGCGUGAUCGUCAGACAGAAAGAAAGCUGCAGACACACACACGUGUGUGGACACGCCGUGACCGAGCCUGUGAGUCAGGGUGGAGAGGACCUGCUCACUGCGACCAGAGAGACAGGAGAGUCCCGAGAAGAUCAGCUCAAGAGACGCCAUCACAUGCUGGAGCCUGAUCAAUUAAACACACACACACACACACACACACACACACCAAGCCCCCAUCCUAUCCUUAAGCGUAACCCUACCACCCCCCUAUUCCCCAAACCCCAAAUAAUUAUUAACAUUAUUUUUAAAAUAUGAAUAAAAACCCUUUAUACUUUA
Pangasianodon hypophthalmus (striped catfish) is the source of this 2998-nucleotide messenger RNA. RefSeq names its product retinitis pigmentosa 1-like 1 protein. Lineage: Eukaryota; Metazoa; Chordata; Actinopteri; Siluriformes; Pangasiidae. The record is from RefSeq and is a predicted model, not a curated record. The transcript has 20 exons. The coding region runs from base 1 to 2850 and encodes 949 amino acids.